UGGUCAGGUACAGACAGUCGCUCGUGCAAGUGUAGGGGCUUGGCACUUUCAUCACAAUCUUGGCUCAAGUGAUAACAUUAAUUUUCCUAGCUUUCAUUUAGGCGAGGGAUUUUGAUAUGUUACGUUUUCACGUUGGGAAUACAAACUAAAUGCUUCAGAGAAGACCAAAUUUGUGCAUUCAGAAUGUUUCAUGCCAGAAACGGACAAUGACGUUCUCAUUAAUACGCAUUCCAUCGGAAUGAAUAGCAGCUGGAAGUGCGCUGAACACAAUUUUACUGAAUGCUUUUAAUCCAUCAAUUAUAACAUACAGACACAAAAUAGGAUGGGAGAAACUACCUUCAAAUGAAUUUUACAACACGGGUCGCACGUCGCUAGGUUGAGAAAGAUGAAGUUUUUAUAAUAACAAGAUAAUUGUAAAUGAAAGUAAGGCGAUAUUUAUUCUGUCCAGCUCUAGGGAAAAGUUUAUCACGUGUGUAAACUUCUCAAUAAACAGGAUUCUGAGGGAACUUCGAAGCCACGUACACCAUACCGAUGACAAAUACUGCUGAAGGCUUCAGGGUGGGGCCUAGCAAGCGGUGGGGCAAGGGGGAGUUCUGGGGUCUGUCCUCGGACUACGACCCCGACUGGGGUCUGAGCGAGCGCCAGAAGAGGCUCAGGGACGACCUCAUUGAGGUCUGCAGGCUCAAGAUCAGACCUCAUGCGGUUCACUGCGACCAGACGUACACCUUCCCCCGCGAGAGCCUGGACGCCCUCGCCUCCCUGGGGCUGCUGGGGCUCAUCGUCCCCCAGAAGUUGGGGGGUCUGGGGGAGACCCACCAAUGCGCUGCCAUGAUCACCGAGACCCUGGCAAGAUACGGCUGCCCUUCUACGGCCAUGGUCUACAUCAUGCACCUUACUGCGGUGGCUUUGCUGCUCAUGCGACACCACAACAACGAGCGCAUCACAGAUCUGCUGACGAGGCUUGACAGCGACGCGCUGGUCGGGACUUUGUCGUACUCCGACCCUGCUACAGGUGGUCACUUUUGGUCGAGUGUUUCGUCCAAGUGUCGCUACGUGGACGACAUUCACGUCAAGAUUUUGAAGUACGGCUCCUGGGUGACGUCAGCGGGCUACGCUGACUGGUACGUCAUUCAUACGAUCGCACCUGACUUCCGGAGGAACUACAGUCAUACUUCGCUGUUCCUCGUCUAUAAGGACGAGGUUCGGUCCAACACCGAAGACUGGCGAGCCCUCGGCAUGCACGGCAACCACUCGGGGCCUCUCAUCGUAGAGGGAACCUUCAGCACCGACCGCCUCAUCGGCCAGCAGGGUGAAGGCCAGAAGCUAUCGAGCGAGGCAUCAUUGACAAACUUCCAGCUGAACACCUCGGCGUGCUGGAGCGGCAUCGCGCUCGCCUGCAUCGACCUCACCAAGAAACACGUGACGCGCAAAGCCCACGCCGACAUGGGCAUGAGAGUUUGUGACUACCCCACCAUACAGGACUACUUCGGGGAGGUGGUGAGCAGCACCAACGCUGUGCGGAGCAUGUGCUUCCUGGUCGCCCAGGCCCUGGACAGCGCCACUGAAAAUAAUAACUGGGACAAGCACCGGGACUUGGACCACUUGCCCAGAUCGAAGCUUCUGCACUGGUUGUGGCAGCUAAAGUUCUGCGCCGCACGCAACGUUGGUGAAGUUUCCGACACGAUGCUGCAUGCGUGUGGCGGCAGCGGCUACAAGACCGACCUGGGACUGGAGCGUCUCCUGCGCGACGCCAAGGCGGGCUGGGUCAUGGGACCUUCCAAUGAAGUCCUGCGGCAGUACAUCGGCAACUCCAGCCUCCUUGGCUUAGAAGCUAUUGACUACUGGGAGAGGAAGCCGAACGAGCGCAAGAUCCACCACGAGCUCGGCAAGAUGAGCGUGAUGCAGAAGAAGAAAUUGGUGGAGCAGCUGAGCGCCGAGGUGGCGCUGGAGGAGAGCGGGACAUGUCCCAACCAUCCCCACCAGGACCAGGACUGUCGCUCUGACGUCACCGACAAGAUGGCGGCCUUCGUCUUCGAGUUGCCCAACCCCACAGACUUCACGGGCCUCUUGCCCGGCCAGUACCUCGAGAUCAAGGCGGUGGUGGACGGCAAGCCCCACACGCGCUACUUCAGCCCCACGUCGCCGCCCCAGCACGUGGGGCGCGUGGAGCUCGUCAUGCGCUUCGAGACGAGUGGCAUCAUGAGCAAGUUCUUCGUUAGCCUCAAGCCUGGGGACUUGGUCGAGUUCCGGGGUCCCUGUGGGGGCUUCGAGUACGUGCCCAGGAGCUUGGCAGUGCUGACCAUCCUGGCCUCCGGUGGGGGCAUCACCCCGGGCCUGCAACUCAUUUAA
Messenger RNA from Hyalella azteca, 2349 nucleotides. Its product is annotated as probable acyl-CoA dehydrogenase fadE25. Gene Ontology annotation, molecular function: flavin adenine dinucleotide binding; acyl-CoA dehydrogenase activity. The record is from RefSeq and is a predicted model, not a curated record. Lineage: Eukaryota; Metazoa; Arthropoda; Malacostraca; Amphipoda; Hyalellidae.